Molecule: messenger RNA, 1170 nt
Organism: Penicillium samsonianum
Lineage: Eukaryota; Fungi; Ascomycota; Eurotiomycetes; Eurotiales; Aspergillaceae
Exons: 4
Coding region: 1-1170 (389 amino acids)
Biological process (GO): transmembrane transport
Molecular function (GO): transmembrane transporter activity
Source: RefSeq, a predicted model, not a curated record
AUGUGGGGGAUUUACUUCAUUUAUGACCUUCCGGCAUCCCUGUCGGUUCCAUUACAAGAGCAUUUAUCACUUCCAGGCUCUCAGUAUACAUACCUUGUGUCGGCACUCUAUACCGCUUAUGCGGCACCCAACACGGUCCUGCCGCUGUUCUCGGGGCUGGUCGUGGAGCGACUAGGAGAAAAACGAGUUCUCCUUGUCACGCUGAUGAGCGUGGUAACUGGCCAGCUGAUAUUUGCGCUCGCCAUUCAGUUCCGAGUCCCGUUUGUAAUGAUUCUUGGGCGUGUCCUCAUCGGCUUAGGGGCGGAGAUCAUUGGUGUCUUGGGAAGUGAGAUCACGACGCGCUGGUUCAAGGACAAGCAAUUAUCUUUGACUUUGGCAAUGCUGUUAUGCAUAUCGAGACUAGGCUCCGUCGCGGCUUCCAUUUUUGUCCCCAGAAUGAUUGAAGCCUUUGGUGUGGUGUGGACUGUAUGGGUAGCGUCGAUAUUCUCGCUGGGAGUGGCCGUUACUGGUUUACUUUAUUUGCUAGCAGUCGACGUUUCUAUAGCAUUGCACCAUGGGAGCGAGAGCCUUCAUUCGGCACAUUCAAUUCGUCAGUUUCCUCAUGCCUUCUGGCACUUGGCUCUGAUUUGUAUACUGGGCUACGGAGGUAUCAAUACUUUCACUAUGUCUGCGCAGCGGUUCCUUGCCGCAUGGUUCUACAACGGAGAUCAACGUAAAGCUGGAACUGCUAUUGGGAUAGAACCAAUCGGAGCGAUGUGUCUGCUUGGAAUAUCAUAUGCACUUUAUGGUGUUGCAUUCUGGGCCGGGCUUGCACGAUGUCUCCUCUCCGUCGUCGAGUCGGCAAAGACAGAUGUGUCAGACAGCGAGGAGAGAAGUUCCGUUGACGGAUGCGAAUAUGGGACUAUUAGUCUCCCGAAUCAGUUCUCUGAUGAUCACUCUGAUGUUUCUGGUGGAAAUAACGAGUGGGAAAGAUCGGCGGAGGAUGGCAUCAUCACACAUGGCUAUGGAAUCAUGACAAGUCUCAAUAACCUGAGUACCGGUGUGGUUCCCGUCUUCCUCGCCAAGGCAGAAAAUGCCUGCGGGUUUAGAGGUCUGGAGUUCUUUUUUCUCAUGUUAUCUGUACUAGGGCUUUUUGCAUCUGGUGGGUUGUUGUGGUCGCGAAGGACCUAG